AUGGCUUCGCCCUCUGGCGAGCCGGGCGGUCCAGACGCGAGUGGACGCGCGUGCCUCACAGACCUCGCGACGAGGGCGCGGGCUUCGCGAUUCAGCGAGAGGAGCGUCUCAGAGAGGGGACAGCGUGGAGAGAGAGGCAACGUGGAAGGACCAGGGGAGGAGGGUUGGGGGCACGAGGCGAGGGGAGACGCGGCUGCAGGGAUCGAAACAUUUUCGGCAUCCUGCGAAGACUGCAACGCCACGAGGCGUUCAACCGAGAGCGAGAAGGUGGACGAGGAUCUCGGCGAUGAAGAAGCCGCUGACGAGCUGGCGUCGGGAAGCGGCUUCUUCUUUGCUAGGAAUUCUGCCUCGCUCGUCUCUUCAGUUCGCGGAAACGUGGAUCUUUUCAGUUCUUCACUGCCGGACGAUUUCCGAUCUGAAGCGCGAAGCAUCUCUUCUGGAUCGCCGCCCACGGCGCCGCCUUCCCGUCACCCGCCCGCGAUAAACUCGGGUGUGUCUUCCUGUCUCUCCUCGUCUUCGGCCUCUUCCUCGGCAAGUUUCCCGCCUUCCUCCAGUGCGUCUCGCGCAGUCUCCUCGACAGGGCCAUCUACAGAGACUCAGCACGAGUGCGAACCGUCGUUUUUGGAUUUCCCGCUCUCUCCGUCCUCCGCCUCUUCUCUCGCUUCUUCCUCUUUGCAGCCUUCCGUUAGCGUCUCUGGUUCUAGCCUUUUCUCUUCUUCCGAAGGGAUGGAUGCACUAGGCGCGUCUGCGGUUCCCCUUCUCUCGAGCACUCCCGCCGGCGACGCUGCUGGAGCGUCUCCUGUGCCGUCCCCGGCUGGCGCCGCAACUUCCUCCCCCCGCGCCGAAGACCCGUCGAGCGUCGCUUCUGUGCUGCCUUCCUCGGCUGUCUCGAAACCCCGGCCGUUGUCUGUGGGCCUCGCGCGCCCAACUCCCUCGCGUGCUCGCGCCCCCGCGGACGGACGUCUCGCAGAAGGAGAGACAGAAAGCGUCCCUUCGACGCCAGUGCAGGACGAGAGAGGAGAGAGAAGAUACACCUCGGAAGGCGACCCGCGGAACGAAGCGGGUUCUCGGAAAGAGAGAGAUGGCAACGAGGAGGCGAGACGGCUGGUCUCCGGAUUCGCCGUGAGCACUUGCGACGCAGAGAUGAACGCUGUGCAGGCGCCACAGGGGCCGUCGAGGUCCCAGCUGCAUGCGGAGAGCGCGGACGCGGAGGUGUUAGUCGGGGCGGCGGCGCUGAGGAAGCAGUUCUCGCACGCGCAUGCGGGUGACCCCUAUUCGACUUCUGGUCUUUCGUGUGCGUCUUCCUCCGUUGUGCCGUCUCCUCGUCGCUCGCCGCCCGCCUUUCCCGCGUCUACGGCCGCAUGCGCUUCCAGGGAUCCCUCCCCCCCGCAGCUGCACGGGGCAGGGGAGUCUGCAGGCGAGGGCGAGGGACCCGCCGAGAACGAGAGAGGCGGACCACGGGUUCAGCCUGCGUCUCUGGCUGGUCGGCGAGGCCGGUCGGAAGUGGCGGAGGACGAAGGAGCAAAGAGAAGAAGAGACGCGCACCAGGACGUCCGAGGAGUCCUAGAGGAAGAAGCUGGGAAAGGGUCAUCCGACGGCUGCGAAGAUUCUCAGAGAAGCACUCUACGCAGUGCCGCAAGCAGCGCGCUGUCCUGGGCAGAAGGCAGACUUCGCUGGUUUGUGGGGCGAGACUCCGCGAGCGAAAGCGAGCGCGGGUUGUCGGGAUUUCACGGAGGGCGGGAGCCGAGUUGCCCCGCUGCGUCAGAUGUGCAUACUCCGAGACGAAGACAACGCGAGGAAAGCGCGGCAGAGGACACCCAGUCGCCAGUGGGGUCCGCCGACGAUGGCGAGAUGCCGCGACGAGGUCUUGCGUCCAGUCUUGUGGAGAGCAGGCGAGAUGCGCUUUCGGGCGCCGGUCGCGCGCGUCCUUCCAGCUCGUCGGCCUCUGCGGCGCUUCAGAUGGACGAAGAGGCGCCAGGCGGGAGCGAAACAGAGAGCGAGAAGAGGACCCGGGAGGGGGAGAGGGACGAUGAUGCCGAGAGCGUGGAGGAGAUGGGGAGUCACCACGCAGCGAUCAGCAUCGAUAGCGGCGACGAAGACGAUGUGGCAGUCGUCGACGCGGCCGGCGAGGGGACAGAAGGUCGAGACGCGGAUGCCCUUGACCCGCGAGAGGGCGAAGAAGAGAAGGAAGAAGAGGAGUCCGAUGGCACGAGUCGAGUGUCUCCCCGCGCCCCUGAAACCGCUGCCGCGCCGGGCACCGAGGGGCGGGCAGUCCCGGCGUCGCGGCCGGAGGGCUUCAGCGACGACGACCUCGAGGAGGUGGAAGAAGACGGAGACGAUUUGGAGAUUAUUGCCGUGGAAGAAGACGACGCUGUUGAGUUUAUCAGGGAAGACCAGAACCGUGUCCCUGCGCGUCGGCUGUUUGCGGCGGAGGCCUUCGAGUUCCCCCGUUUGUUUCCGCCUCAAGGGGCGACACGGAGUUCCCCUUUCGCGUCUCCAGGGCCAGGUGCGGUGUGUCUCUCGAGCCCAGAAGCCGCGCCGCAGCCUGAGGACGACGUGCACGUGCCGCGGUGCGCCAUCUGUCUCCUCAAUCUGAAAAGGAGACACACGGACGUUUUGCGUCUCAUGGAAGAGCGCGAACAAGAAGAAGGGAAGGCGAGCGCCGGGGGCGGGUCGGGAGAAGGCGAAGCGGAAACGAGUGGCGCGCGAGACGAAGAGGCGACGGUGUCUCCGGCCCCCCGGGGAGACCCGCCCAGUACGGCUGGCGAGGGCGAAGGACGCGAAGAGACCCAGACGGAUCCGGUGCCAGGCGACGAAGGCGACCGGAGUCCGGGGGGUGGGAGGGGACGGGGGCGCAGGCGACGGGGCCCGAGCCGCGGGAGGGGCGAGAAAACCGCGGCGGACAAGGCCGCGCAGCGAAAGAAGUACACGGAGAAAUUCCGCUCGCUGUACUCUCCUGAAGAUCGGGAUCAAACGAUGGUGACGAUUUGCGGCCACGUCUUCUGCAAAGGCUGCCUCGAGCACGCCCUCAUGCUCAAGAAGGAGUGCCCGGUGUGCCGGCGGAAACUCCACGGGUCUCGGCAGUAUUUCCCCGUUUUCUUCUGA
Messenger RNA from Neospora caninum, 3105 nucleotides. RefSeq lists its product as hypothetical. The record is from RefSeq and is a predicted model, not a curated record. NCBI's taxonomy places the organism in Eukaryota, Apicomplexa, Conoidasida, Eucoccidiorida, Sarcocystidae. The transcript has a single exon. Bases 1 to 3105 code for a protein of 1034 amino acids.